This is a messenger RNA of Entrophospora candida, 465 nucleotides long. NCBI's taxonomy places the organism in Eukaryota, Fungi, Glomeromycota, Glomeromycetes, Entrophosporales, Entrophosporaceae. The record is from the annotation of a GenBank genome assembly.
AUGUUGUCAGAAUCUUUUAAAUUCUUAACAUUUGCUCUUUUAAUUAUUACGAUUUUAUCGAAUGUUUUUAUCAAUGCAUCGCCAAUUCUCUCAGAAAAACGUAAAGUAGACGACGGUAUUGCUUAUGCAUGUAUUGUUAUUGAUAAACAAGAUGUUACUGUAAUCCGCUUUCCACAAAUUUCAAAAAACACCGUGCGUAUAAUUGGACAAUUCAACUCUGGUUUUACAAGUGAAAAUAAAAAUGAUUAUAAAUUCUUGAUAGUUGAUGGUGCUGGUAAAGUAAAAGUUGAUCUUACUGAUAAAAUUAGAUCUCAAUUGCAUAUUAAUGUUCCUGGAACCAGUCCAUUCGAAUGUGACGAAGAACUUACAAUUUCAGAUAUAUUGGGUUUGAUUUUAGUUGUAAUAUUACAGGGCGAAGAAAUCGGAAGAGGUCAAAUCAAACUCUCACGUCAACUUGACACGUAG